Helobdella robusta is the source of this 1011-nucleotide messenger RNA. RefSeq lists its product as hypothetical. Gene Ontology annotation, molecular function: protein binding. Bases 1 to 1011 code for a protein of 336 amino acids. NCBI's taxonomy places the organism in Eukaryota, Metazoa, Annelida, Clitellata, Rhynchobdellida, Glossiphoniidae. The transcript is spliced from 3 exons. Gene Ontology annotation, biological process: ribosomal large subunit biogenesis; endonucleolytic cleavage in ITS1 to separate SSU-rRNA from 5.8S rRNA and LSU-rRNA from tricistronic rRNA transcript (SSU-rRNA, 5.8S rRNA, LSU-rRNA); ribosomal large subunit export from nucleus. Gene Ontology annotation, cellular component: preribosome, large subunit precursor; nucleolus; nucleus. The record is from RefSeq and is a predicted model, not a curated record.
AUGCAGAAAGUUGUUGACUCGGCGAUGGACGUUGAAGAAAUUGUGAGACAGAUUGACAAUGAAGACGAGUUGAAGAGAAGUCUCAUCAGGGUUGACAAACUGAUCGAUGUCGAAAAUGACUAUUUAAAAGCCUUAACAAGAGAUAAUGUACAACUGCUUGUUAAUAAACUCUGGGAGUUACCAACGGAGAGAGUCGAUGAAGUUAUAGUAGCAAAGUUGCCUGCCCCAGUUACAAUUCUGCCACGAGAAAAACGGCUACCUACAGUUAAAAAAGAGACAAAAUGGGAAUCAUUUGCAAAGUUGAAAGGAAUUAACAAGAGGAAGAGGGGUCGGAUGGUUUGGGAUGAGGAGUUGAAAAAAUGGAUUCCUAGAUGGGGUUAUAAAAGCCAAGAUGAAACGAAGGAUUGGGCUAUUGAGGUUCCAGAUCAAGUUGAUCCAUUUGAAGACCAAUUUGCCAAAAGGGUCAAGGCCAAGAAGGAGAGGGUGGCCAAAAAUGAACUUCAUAGGCUGACAAACAUAGCCAGGAAUUCCAAAGGAAAAAUAAAAGCCAUAGGCCUGAUGCCAACGAAAAUGCCAAACGACAGAAACGAUCUGACAGUCCAGAUGACUGCAGCCAGAAAGAGCACUGCCUCCAUGGGAAAAUUUGAUCCAAAGAUCAAAAAUGAUACAAAUAAAUCUUCCGAGACAAAAUGGGAAUCAUUUGCAAAGUUGUCGAAUUUCAAAUUGUCGGCUGCCAAGCCAUUGGUUGAUAAAAAUAGAGCCGCCAAUUUAGAAAUUUCUGCCAAAGAAGCUAAAAAAGCCGCCAAGAGGAUGGCAAGAGAUGAAGACGAUGAAGCAUCCAAUGGGGAGAGAGGAAAGAAAUUCAAUAAAGGUAAAAAUAAAAAUGGCGGCCGAGGUGGUGUUGAUAAUGAUUACCAUCGGGCUGCCGGCGGUAUGAAGACGUCGAAGAAAACGCUGAAAAAAGUUAGAGGAACUUCGAAGCAUAGUCUACAUAAGAGACGGAAGGUGUAG